Messenger RNA from Drosophila guanche, 7454 nucleotides. RefSeq lists its product as uncharacterized. Gene Ontology annotation, biological process: transcription by RNA polymerase III. The transcript has 10 exons. NCBI's taxonomy places the organism in Eukaryota, Metazoa, Arthropoda, Insecta, Diptera, Drosophilidae. Bases 304 to 7266 code for a protein of 2320 amino acids. Gene Ontology annotation, molecular function: protein binding. The record is from RefSeq and is a predicted model, not a curated record. Gene Ontology annotation, cellular component: transcription factor TFIIIC complex.
GGUCAUACAGUUGCACAUGCAUGGUUUUUGGUUCUUUUAUUCAUUUCAAAUGUUGAAUAAUUUCGAAAACCCGUGAGAAAUAUUUGAAUUAAAAGCGUUGUCGUGAAGACGGUGCACCAAAAGCCAAUACCCUUUUGGCCAAGUUCAAGUUUCGAAUGCGCUAAAACGCCCACAGACCCUAUCCAACGAUAGGCGUGCACAUUCCGCUGGGCUGGUGAUAGAAUUCUGUGUUGUUGCGAAAAUUAAGCCUAAACCAGACAAUUGCAUAGUGUAUAGCAGUGUGUCGUGAGUGUUCUUUUUAAAAUGAAUGAUCCGGGAUUGGGUCCAGCGACGAACAUGGCCGAUUCUAACCAUGCGAGUGGCAGCAACAAAUUCACGCCGCUGCUGACGCCACCGUCGCAGUCGCCAGUCGUAGUCGGAAGUGCAGCUCCGCCCAAGCGUAUAAUCAACAGAAUACCAUUGGAUUUCAACAAACUUAAGCAGGCUGGCUUGGACAUAAAGCUAGCGGAAGCAUUGCGAAAGCAAAGCUCAACUGCAAUGCCCGCAGCGACCUCUCUUCCAGCUCCUGCUGCCGCUGCUGCAACAACAACUGCGCAGUCGGCGGCAAUGACUAGUGCCACCGCCACAGCCUCAAUUGAACAAAAGCCAAAAUCAGCUCCACCGUCCAGAAGAAACCGAUCCACCAUCUCGAAGUACAUUGAAAAAUUGAUACCCGAAGAAAUUGUGGCCGAACGGUCGCAGCAUUUAAAGACUCUGAUCAAGAAUCGGAUACUGAACAAGGGCAGGAUUACGUCUACGCUAAACACUCCGAAGUCAUCCCCAGCCACAUUGACCACAACGGCAUCACCAUCCUCCUCAACAUCCCCGCCAAGUCUCUUCAUGUCGCCCAUAGCCAAGGCGGAUGUGACUGUGCGAUCGAAGCAGCCGCCGUUGCUGCUGAAUCUGGUGAAUCAGUUGCCCAAGAACCGAGCCUUGUGCGGACCCAGCAUGCAGCAGUUGUGCAGGCAGCAGCAACAGGAGCAGCCUGUGCCACAGCCCCAGCCAGUGCCAGUGGUGCCACUGAUCCACAAGGCUCCAUCGCCGCCGUUGAUUGUGUUGGAGAACAAGGUCCUGGCGCCAGAGGAGAAGAUCGAUUUGAGUGAUCUACGUCUGCCCAACUCUUCUACGAUGCCACAGACCUCCAGGUCUCAGGGGAAGCCAGUGCCUGUGAUGGCACGACAGGUGCAGACUUAUCCCGGUCCCAACUCCUCCAAGACCAAGGUGAUUCUGAAUGCCAACAAACUGAAGGUGUCGCGGGAGAAGCUAGCCGAGAUGGCCAAACAGAUCCACAGCCAGGUAAAGCAGGUGGAAAAGAAGCCAGCUCCUGCCACAGUUUCCCCACUCAAAAUCACAGAAGACAUUAGUCCCGUUCGUGUCAGUUUCUCGCCAUCCCCGUCCACAUCUCCCUUGUCCUCUCCUUCUCCUGCUCCAAAAGUACUCUCCGCUGUGGACUUUAUAGCCCAACUGACCGCUGACAAUCCGCUGGAUGAGAGCAGCUUCAUAGAGCUGUCGCCAGAAGAGCAAAUGAUGAGCGCGCUCUUUGGCUCAAGAGGAGGCAGCAUGCAGCCCACCGUGGAGGAGCCACCAAAGGACAUAGAACCCGAAGAAGAGUUGCCAAUUGGCAAGAUACUGAAGCUGGAUGAUAUGGAUAUACUCCACGCUACUCUGGAUGUGAAUGAGGACAGGGAGAGUGUCCUGCGGUUCAGUCCGAAUGCGUUAAAGCUGCAGAGUAGCGUGGUGACACGCAGGGACCAACCAGAAGCCAACAUGAGGAUCAUUUUAACGGAGGAACAUCAGCUGCAAGAGCUGCUUGAAGAGAAAUCAGCUCCGGCAGAAGGGACAGAGGAAACAGCCAGAGAAAUGUCUAAAGAUGUGCCAGGAAUGACGGAGGGAAAAGCCAGUGAAAUUUCUGAAAAUCAACCAAUAAUGAUAGAGGGAACAGCCAGGGAAAUGUCUAAAAAUGUGCCAGAAAAUACUGAGGGAAAUGUCAGUGAAAUGUCAAAAAAUCCAGCAUCAAUUACAGAGGAAACAGUCAGGGAAAAGUGCAACGACGAAGCAUUAAUGUCCGAUAAAACAGUCAAAGAAAUGUCCAAAGAUGAAGAAGAAAGGGCCCAAAAAGCAGUCAAAGAAAUUUGGGAGGAAGCCACAGAUCCACAGAAGUCGGAAACAGAAGCCAAAAGUGUGCCAAACCCAGCUUCAAAUGCAGCCCCCAGCAAGGAAAAGGAUAAACCACAGCCAGCCCCGCGGCCAACGAGGUUUAAGAAGGGUAAAGUAAAUUUAGUGCAACGCUCGAAACGAGCAAAUCCACCUAAAACCAAAGCGGUCAGUCCUGAAAAGGAGCUCAACGAUGCGAAAAGGGCAAGACUCGAAGUGGAGCAACCAGAAGAGGAGGAACCGACAAUGGAUCAGAGUUUCCUUGAGGAUAGUUAUGGCAGAAGGAGAGAAGUUGAGGUAAUUAAACCAGUGGAUGAAGGCAUAACAGCUAAAGACAAAGUAAACCUUAAUUUAUCUAGUGUUAAAAAUGAUCUGCAGGUCCAAGCAGAUGCGGGGGAUGUGGGGGAGUGUGCAGUAGAAGCAGGAAAAGAAGCAGAAGUCAGAGAAAAAAACAACGAAGAACCCGAAGAGAUACUAGUCAGUAGAUGUGCUGGAUCAGAGGUGCUGAAACCACAAGAGGACACGCCACCAAAACCCUCAACAGAACGUGAUUUAAACCAACUCUAUCAUCCACCAAAAAUGCCAAAGAAUAAAUCAAAUAAAUCGAACAACAGCAGAGAAGAUCAAUCAGAUGUAGCCACAACGAGCAGCAGCAGCAGCAGCAGCAGCAGCAGCAAUGUGUCCCUGCUAUUGGAUGUCCUCCAGCAGGAGCCACCAGCAGAACAGGGCGAAGCGCUGCUGCCUUUCCGCAAACAGUCUCAGACUGAAACCAAGUCCCCGUCCCAGGAUCCAGUUCCCACAGGAAUUAACAAUUUAAUGAGCCAUUUGUCAGCGGAAAAGAUCGUGCCACAGAGCAAGAGGGUGUCUCCCACGCCCAACCAAGCAGCGCCCCGCAAGAAACUAGUCAAGACACGCCCUGUUCUCAACAAAAGAUCCCCACGAAUCGGUUCCAUUGCAGCUGGCCAACCCAUCAGUGUUAGCGGAGCAGGAAGUCGCAUUCCCACUUCCAGCACCAGCGAUGAUGAUGCAUCCGUGUUCCUGGGCUUUGAUAACAAAGAGGAGGAGCAACCUGUCAAAGAGGAAGCGAGUCUCAAGCGAGGCAAGCAAAUUAGAUGCAACGAAACGGAUAUCAGUGAUGAUGCUACGCCGGACUAUGACGAAACGGAGGAGGAGAACCAACAGGAGAACCCAAAGAAGUCAAAUAAUGAAAAUCAAACACUUUUAGGAGGAGAAAAAAAUGACUUAAGGGGAGCGGAAGCGGAACACGCAGACAGCGAGUCCAAUGCUAGUCCCAUGCAAAUGGAAACACUUUAUUCAAUGGAAGUGGAAGAAAUAAGCGAACAAGUUGCCGAAAAAUGCGAAGCUAUUGCGGAAAUAAGCACAGAACUAGACACAGAUCCUCAGUUAGAUUCGAAGACUGAAGAGGAACUGUCAACGGCAACAGCGGUGCCGCCAUCGAACUCAAUUAAUGUCAGCGAAAGUCCAGAAAUAGCUGCAGUGGAGCCAGAAUCUGUGACAGAAUCAAAAGAUUCAGCAAGACAUGAAGAUAAACCAAGCGAAAAGGAUUCCAAUGAAUGUGAAACCAGCCAGAUAGAAACAGACUUAAAGGAGACUUCCAGUAUAGAAGAACCACCAGAACAACCAACGGUAGAGGCGAAAGGCCAGCGUAGGCCACGAGGCAGACCAAAAAGGGCAAACAGCAAGGCCCACAAGCGAAGAGAAGAGGAGCCAAGAGAAGAGGAAAAUACUUCAGAUGUACCAGAUGAAGCACAACCAUCGCCAUGUGGCAAAAGAAAGCGCGCAACUAGAAGUACUUCCACCGAGUCAGUGCCAGUUCUACCUGAAGCAACGCCAGCGGAAGACGAAGAUCAGCCUGAGUCCACCCCAUCUAUGAGCCCCAAUCGCAAGCGACAAGCGAGACUCAGUUCUCCCACGACAACAGCUAAAGUGCCAGCCAAAAGAGGUAGAAAAAGUUUAGCAGCCGUGACAGAAGCAACACCAACUACGACGCCAACGCCUGAAACCCUCAACAAACUGCAGCUGGAGGAGGAAACGAUUGAGGUAACGCCAACGAGAAAAAGAGGCAGACCCAGGCAAACUGCGGAGUCGACACCAAAGCCAAACGAUGAGUUCCAACUGCGUCUGUUGCUCAUACGAAAGCGGGAACAGCUGGACACCAACGAAGAUCUCUACGAGCAGGGCAAGGGUCCGCUCCAAUGUGGUGUUUGCCUGGGCCGCACCACCAAAGCCAAUUGGAACAAACAUCUGAAGCAGCACUACGGAGUGGGUUGGGUGCUCGCAGAACAAGAACCGCAACAGACUCUUUCACGGGUAGCUGUACUAAACAUGAUGAAAGGUUAUCUCAAAGAUGGCCACGCCACACAUUUAAGCUGUCGCCUGUGUGAUCGGCAGUUGGGCUCUGGCCUGGGCAUGUUGACGCACCUGGAAUCGUGCGGGGACAACGAUAAGCCCGAGUGUCAGUACUGUAAGCGCACCUACACGAAGCUCUAUCAUCCUGUGCAUGAGAAAAGCUGUGGGCAACGUCCCAUGGCCCAGCAGCAGCAGGAGAAGGCUGAUAAGCCAGAGGCAGAGACGCCAUACUCGAAUGUUGAUUGGAUCAAACGUUUGCUGCUCAUCCGUAAGCGAGAGGAGCUGGCUACCAACGAAGAGCUCACCGAGAAGGGUACAGGCAAGGGACCCCUUCAAUGUGGCCUAUGCCUGGCCCGCAGCACCAAGGACAUGUGGACAGCACACCUGAGGCAGCAUUAUGGCGUGGGUUGGCUCACGGGCAAAGAACCGCAGCCUCUCAGCCGAAAAACUUUGUUGGCGAUGAUGAUAGCUUACCUCAAGCAGGGCCAUGCAAAGCAUUUGGAGUGUCGCCUUUGCGGUCGCCAGCUGGGCUCUGGCCUGGGCAUGCUGAUGCAUCUGGAAUCGUGCGGGGACAACGAUCGAGUGGAGUGUCAGCACUGUAAGCGCACAUAUACGAAGCUCUAUCAUGCCGCGCAUGAGAAAUCGUGCAAGGAGCGUCCAGGCCUGCAGCAGAAGAAGGAGGAUGCAGCAGAGGCAGUCAACGUAGGGGAAACUACGGGUCCGAUGUACACGAACGCGGGUCAUGCCAAGCGCAAGUCCACCAUUAAAGCCGAAAAUAAAUUGAAGAAAAUCAAGGCGGAUCUGAAAACGCAAGACAACGAGGAGCGCGAUUCAAAUACCAAAUCAAAAGAUGACUUUGAAGGCGAUUCAUCUGACUAUGAUAUGAACCAGGACAAAGAAUCCUCAGAGGAAUACGAUUCAGAGGCGGUCGAUUCCAACGAGGAUGCUGCGCAGACAGAGGAUGACAUCAGUCCCAGUGAUAUGCCCAGAUUGAAGCAGAUUAAUCGAGUCAAGCGGAAGAAUGUAGAGGGGAAAAGUAUGAAGAAUGACAGGCAAACGGGAGGAACUAAUUGCCAGCCAUUGUUCUCCCGCUAUGCAAAGCUGCAUAAAAAAGUGGAACAAAAAUGGAACCAAUUCACCGAUAAAAACUAUGCUGCAGAGGCCUUGUAUCCACAGCUAAAGCCUGCCUAUUGCAGGCUCUCUUCGGCGGAAGCCAGGGAGUUGUUGCCUGCCAAGGAUACCAGAUCCAUGCGCUAUGCGUAUGGUGAUGUGGAAAAUGCAGAUGAUUGGAGGCAGCUGGCACCGCUGGAGAGCUUCCAAACAGUCGAUGAACAUAUUGGCUUUUUGGGAGCACCUAUCAAACAGCUCGCCUGGGCACCCCUGCCGCCAACGGUCACCGAGCAAUAUCUGCUGUGCUCCCUCCGCAAACAUAUGCUGGCCCAUGCCAGGCAGAUACCGCAUAAGUUUUCGGAUGCCCUGUUAAUGCUGCUCAAGUGCAAGUUGUCUGCUAGCGUCAAGGAGAGGCAAGGAGUGUGGCCUCUGGAAACGAGCCUACACUAUGCCAUACGAGUACCCAAUGGACCUGUUCAUACCUUUGCAUUUAUGCCCAGUGGCGGGUAUGAUAAGUCGGCCAAUCGAUUGGGUCUGCUGGCGGUGGCUAAUUCGUUAACCGAUGUGAAGAUCUAUGCCCUGCCACUGGAACUGGAAGAUGAGGCAACUGGGAAUGUGGUUAUUGAACUGCAGUCAACGCUGACACUCACACUGGAUGUGCAGAAUCCUGUCAUGGAUCAGUGCACUAAAAUCUGUUGGUCUGAGGGCUCUAGUCACAAUCUCCUGGUGACUGGCUAUGCCAGUGGUAACGUUGCCUUUUGGGAAAUUUCGGAUGAGCAGAGCAUUAAUUGCUUUAAACAAAAAAAUCACUCAACCUUUGUUCCUUUGCAUUUUUUCUACUUUGGCGAGCAUAAUAUACAGAUUUUGGAGCUUCAUUAUGACACGAGUGGACCACGUUGGCUGGCUAUUGGUACGUCCACGCGAAAAUUAUGGAUCUAUGAUAUUAUCAACUGGUCGCAGCCAAUGCCCCUAAACGAAGACUCCAUCUCCAAUCUGUAUUUGGCCAGUGCCUUCUGGCCACCCAUUUGGGAAGCGCUGGUCGUUGCCUGCAGUGAUGUUCAGCGACGCUUUUACUCGCGCUUGAUAUCGCUCAGCCCAACGGGCAUCCUGUUUAACAACAAAACUGUGGACUAUACGAUUAGCUCUGGGCGAGCCAUGCACUUCAAUGUGCAGGAGAAUAUCCAAGUGGUGGCCACUGAUAAUGGGGAUUUGGUGUUCCUCAAUGUCCGUGAGCUCAACGCGGAGCCCAUACUGCUGAAGAUGUUGAGCAAAUUCCGUGUCGUAUCUACCAGCAAUCUGUGUAAUAUGAGCACGGAAUUAACAACCCCGGCUACACCCGAUACACCUAUAACUACCGACGAUUUUCUACGUGAUUUUGGCUUGAACCUUAAGCCAUUGUCUCUGGUGACCAACGUACAGAAGGCGGCCUACAUCAAUCCGAAGCGACUGCCCAAAGAAUACGAGCUUUUGCCCAUGACGCGUUUGAACACAGUUCGAUGCAAUUGGAACAGACCGGCGCACAGUUGGGUGGCUGUUGGGGCAGAACACGGUAUGCUGCGAAUCGUUAAUUUUGAUCAAGAGAAGUUCUUUUAGCGGCACAUUCUCGGGGAUAUCUCGUAUAAUAGGCACACAUCUCUGAGAGUAUAUUACUUUCUGUUAAAUUCUUUGGUUAGUUUUAAAAUAUACACGAUGGAUAAUCAUAGUUGUAAAUUAAUUAUAGCUCUUGUUAAAUUAUAUAUUUCCUAUGUAUUUGAUAUGGAUUAGAUAUUUAUACCUGCAAC